Messenger RNA from Microcebus murinus (gray mouse lemur), 11669 nucleotides. NCBI's taxonomy places the organism in Eukaryota, Metazoa, Chordata, Mammalia, Primates, Cheirogaleidae. The record is from RefSeq and is a predicted model, not a curated record.
AGUUCAACAAGAAGACAUAACAAUUCUAAAUGUGUAUGCAUCCAGAUAUAUUUUUAAAACAUACUGGAAGUACUUCCAGUCUUGUACAAAGGCCCAAAAGGAAGAGAAGAAAUAUGUAUGUACAUGGUACUUUAUUAGUAUUUCAACUGGUUCAAUAUUACUGAAUAUAUAUUUAUGUUACUUUCUGUGCAUCUACAAAAACUUUUGACAUUUCUGGUGUCUAUAUUUUUAGUUUUUUUUUUUUUUCUUGGCUCAAGAAUGUGACUUCUUUAUUUUAUUUUCAUUGUAGCUUCCCACAUGCCAUAAUUUGGCUCAUAGAUAAUAAGUGUUUUAUAAUUGUUAUUGACUAAUUUUAGGUGCCUGGGGCAGGUAUGUAAAUACAUUUCCAAGUUUUCCAUAAUCAGUGAGGAUUGAUAUGUGUGUUGCUCCUCUUAUGGAGAAGUCAGAAUGUGAUGAUUUUAGUGUUUUAUUGGCAAACAUUCAAUUUCAGGUUGUUUUUGGUAAAGUAUGUAUGAUAAUAUUAAUAUAUAUGUUAGAGUAUGCAAUUAUACUAGCUGAAGGAUUAUUCUGUUCUGGAACAAACCACAACCUAGAUUUAAAAUCACAGGCUCCUGGCAUUAUGAUGAUAAGAUAGAAUGGGCCUUCAAUAAUGAAUAGUCUAGCUCCCUCAUAUUACAGAUGAGAAAACUGAGAGCCAGGGAAGUAAUAAAUGAAAGAUACAUUUAUGAAUUGUGAUGAGGAUUUUUUUUAAUGCCAUGUUAGUUUUUAUUUCUAAUACUUUUGAAAAUACUUGUUGUAGCUGUUUGCUGUUUCUGUUGUUUACAUAACUUAUGUAACCAAUUUUUUUGUUAAUAAACUAGCAAACAUGGUAUAUAGAUUAUUUUCAGAUUGAAAGUACAGAACUGUAAAGGGAACAGUGUGAGCUUCAGAUUUUUUUUUUUUUUUUUUACUUGUCUGACUAAAGCCAAAAGUUAAGGAAUUCUGGAGGGAGAAAAUGGAGACUGUUUUUUAUUCUAGGUGCCCUUUGGGAGAUGAAGCUUAAAUAAAUUACCUUAAUUUUGUGAUCUCUUUCCUUUCUCACUUGGAAAUGAAUAUUUAAAGAUAAAUUUCCAAUUUGUAACUCAUCAUUGCUGGAGAUUAUUUUUGUUUCAGACACAACAGUUAAUCUAAGUUAAUACUCACCAUGUUCCUAUUAAAAAGGCAAUACAAAUAUCAGUAUUCUCCUUUAACAAAUAAGGGCCUUGAGGCAUUCCAAUAUUGGAUUAAACAGUUUCUUUAAGGUCUUAGUUAAUAAGUAGCACAACUGAUGUCAGAACAUGGUCAGUGACGUCAGUGUUUCAGUUCAGCAUUCUUUCCACUCAUCAGAAGAACAAGAGAAGGAAGAAGGAGGAAGGAGGAAAAGGAGAGUCACUUGUUUUAUGUUUAUUAUCUGUCAUUCAGAAUGUUUAGCACAUUCAUUAUUGCUUUCAAUUUUCAUACUAACCUUCUAAAGUAGAUAUUAUUUUAUUUUACACUUAAGGAAACCGAGUCUCAAAAUUGUUAUAUUCUUUGCUUAUAGUCGCACAGCAAGUAUUAGAGAUCUUCCAGAAACUGUCUUUGUACCGCAGCCACAAAACUUACAUAAAAGAAAAGGAACAUGCUGUUCCUUUUAUCCCUAUGUUUUUGAAAAAUGGAUGUUGUUUAAUUUACUUUAAAUUUUCUUUUAGUUCUCUAAGAGAAACAGAUUGGGAACACUAAGGAAGAAAGAAACAAAACUGGCUCUGAACCACGGGUGUGUAGAUAGUAUCGACAUUCUUUCAGGGGAAAAUAGGAAUGCAGUUCUGGACUAAAGGGAAAGGAGGAAUUUAAAAGUUAAUAUCAAAACUGAAACAAAGCCGUGUUUUGUGAAACACACCUUAAUAGCAGUACAUUGGAUCAAAGGAUGUGAUCUCACUUCAUAGUAAAACAGGUCCUGCAAGCCCAGGUAACUCAGGAAGCGGAAUGGUAAUUAUUCACAGAAGAAAGCAGGUGGUGUUCUGUUACAAUACUACAGUAGAAAGUCAGAAGGUCACAAAGCUUGCAGGGUAACUGACUCAACUUGAAACUGCUUGGCCCCCUUUAAAAAGAGAUAACAAAAUGGGAGAGAAUGAAGCCACUUUACCUAACACGUCUUUGCAAGGUAAGAAGAUGGCCUAUCAGAAGGUCAAUGCAGAUCAAAGAGCUCCAGGACAUUCACAGUUCUUAGACAAUGAUGACCUUCAAGCUACUGCCCUUGACUUAGAGUGGGACAUGGAGAAGGAACUGGAAGAGCCUGGUUUUGACCAAUUCCAGCUAGACAGUGCUGAGAACCAGAACCUGGGGCACUCAGAGACUGCAGACCUCAAUCUUGAUUCCAUUCAACCAGCAAUUUCACCAAAAGGAAGGUUCCAGCGACUUCAAGAAGAAUCUGACUACAUUACCCAUUAUGCAAGACCUGCACCAAAGAGCAACCGCUGCAACUUUUGCUACCUUUCAAAAAUACUUUGCACAGCCACUAUUUUAUUUAUUUUUGGAAUUGUGAUAGGUUAUUAUGCACAUAAAAAUUGCCCUUCAGAUGCAACAUCUUCAGGAACAGUUUAUCUUCGGUUAUACCAAGACAUUCUCACAACAAUCCAAGCAGAAGACAUUAAGAAGUCUUUCAGAAAUUUCAUACAACUGUAUAAAAGUGAAGAUGACAUGGAAAUUUCAAAACAGAUCAAGACUCAUUGGACUUCUUUGGGCCUAGAAGAUAUACAGUUUGUAAAUUACUCUGUGCUGCUUGAUCUGCCAGGCCCUUCUCCCAGCACUGUGACUCUGAACAGCAGUGGUCAAUGCUUCUAUCCUAAUGGCCAGCCCUGCAGCGAAAGAGCCAGAAAAGACACUAGCCAAGAUGUGCUCUACUCAUAUGCAGCCUAUUCUGCCAAAGGAACUCUCAAGGCUGAAGUCAUUGAUGUGAGUUAUGGAACUGCAGAUGAUUUAAAAAGGAUUAAAAAAAUGAAAAAUAUAACAAAUCAGAUUGCACUCCUGAAAUUAGGAAAACUGCCACUGCUUUAUAAGCUUUCCUUAUUGGAAAAGGCUGGAUUUGGAGGAGUCCUUCUAUAUAUUGAUCCUUGUGAUUUACCAAAGACUGCAAAUCCUAGCCAUGAUGCCUUCAUGGUGUCACUGAAUCCAGGAGGAGAUCCUUCUACGCCUGGUUACCCAAGUGCUGAUGGAAGCUUUAGACAAAGCAGAUCGAACCUCACCUCUCUGUUAGUGCAGCCCAUCUCUGCAUCCCUUGUUGCAAAACUGAUCUCUUCAGUGAAAGCUAGAACCAAAAAUGAUGUCUGUAGCCCUCUAGAACUUCCAAAUAAUGAAAUAAGAAUUGUCAGCAUGCAAGUUCAAACAGUCACUGAAUACAAAACGGUUACUAAUGUUGUCGGAUAUGUAAGGGGUUUGGCAUCUCCAGACCGGUAUAUUAUAGUUGGCAGCCAGCAUCAUACUGCAUACAGUUAUAAUGGACAAGAAUGGGCCAGCAGCACUGCAAUAAUCACAGCUUUUAUUCGGGCCUUGAUGUUAAAAGUUAAGAAAGGGUGGAGACCAGACCGCACUAUUGUUUUCUGCUCAUGGGGAGGAACAGCGUUUGGCAAUAUUGGCUCAUAUGAAUGGGGAGAGGAUUUCAAGAAGGUUUUGCAGAAAAAUGUUGUGGCUUAUAUUAGUCUCCAUAGUCCCAUACGGGGUAACUCAAGUCUCCAUCCUGUAGCAUCACCAUCUCUUCAGCAGCUAGUAGAAGAGAAAAAUAAUUUCAACUGUACCAGAAGAGCUCAGUGCCCAGACACCAAUGUCAGUUCUGUACAGAUACAAGGUGAUGCUGAUUAUUUCAUCAACCAUCUUGGAGUUCCCAUCGUGCAGUUUGCUUAUGAGGACAUCAAGGCAUUAGAGGCUCCAAGUUUUCUCUCCGAGGCCCUUUUUCCUAGACAUGCAACAAAAAUUGAAGAAAUGGAUCCUUUUUUCAAACUUCAUGAAACUAUUACCAAGCUCUCAGGAGAAGUGAUUUUGCAAAUUGCCAACGAACCAGUUUUGCCCUAUAAUGCUCUUGAUAUAGCUUUAGAAGUUCAAAACAGCCUUAAAGGUGAUCAACCCAACACUCCUCAACUCCUAGCUCUGGCAUCACGCCUUCGGGAGCGUGCCGAACUCUUUCGGUCAGAUGAGAUGCGACCUGCUAAUGAUCCCAAGGAGAGAGCCCCUGUCCGCGUCCGGAUGCUGAAUGACAUUCUCCAAGACAUGGAGAAAAGCUUCCUGGUGCCGCAGGUGCCACCAGGUUUUUAUAGAAACAUCCUGUACCACCUUGAUGAGAAGACAAGCCAAUUUUCAAUACUUGUGGAGGCUUGGGAGCACUGCAAGCCACUUGCAUCAAAUGAGACCCUUGAAGAAGCCCUAUCAGAAGUGUUGAACAGCAUUAAUUCUGCUCAGGUUUACUUCAAAGCAGGACUUGAUGUGUUCGAGAGUGUCUUGGUUGGAAAGAACUGAGAAAACUCUCAGCAUUUUAAAAAGUGUGUUUACAAUUCCACAAGCAAAAGCUCUAAUCUGACCAGAUUUUCUAACAUUGAAGUCUUGUUUCCCCCAAUGGCUUUUUGACAACUGUAAAGCUAUUAUUACAUUGUAUUUUUUAAAUGUACAUAUAAAAAGAGCAUUUUGCACAUUUAAUAUUUUUCUUAUAUCUACAUUUCCAAAUAUAUAAAAGCAAGUUACUGAAAUAAUACUUAAGAUUUAUCUAUUGAAAAGAAAUCUGCUGUAUUUUUAUAUAUAUAAACUAUUUUGGGGGAAAGUUGCAAGAAGUUCUGGACAAUCUUUGCUCCUAUGGGCAGAAUACAUAGGAACACAAGUUAUUCCCUCUGAAAGAGCUAUUAAUGACCUACUUUCUGUAAUAGAGAGUUGAUAUGGUUUCAGAUUAACUUCACUAUUAAGUGUUCAAUAUGAAGAAUUCAAGUAUUCUGAGUGAUUCGUUGACCAAAGUACUUUGAAUGUUUCUAUUUUAUGAAAUGAAGUUCCUAUUCUUAACACAACUAGAUGUAGUAAUACACUGGUUAUGAAAUUGUAUUUUUUAAGUAUUAAUGAAAAAAAGAGCCAUAAACAUUCCAGGGAAAAAUCUCAAGGUAGCUGCACAGAACAAUUUAAAUGCAAAUUUUUCCUAACAACUUAUAAAGUGACUAGCUUUGAAAUCCCUAAUUUGCCUCCGUUGAUUUUGUAAGAAUUUUAGGAGUGAUGUAUGACUUAAUGAGAGAGAAAAAUAUUUCAUAUAUUUUUUUCUGUUGGAACCAUUGAAACAGAAGCUACUCUAAAAUGAAAGCAUCUCACAAUGCUUUUCUUUCUUGUGAGUUUUCUGAAACUCCUUGCUAUAAGGUAGUUUUCACAGAAUACUGUAUAAUAUCCCUGAGAAAGUAGCAGAGUUUUUCUUUGAAAACCCACAAUAUCUUAUACAGCAUCAAACUCUACUUCUGCCUCUGACAAAAAGGGGUUAUUAUGAAAGAUGUGGUUCUUUUUAUCAAUAAAAGUUCCUUAAUUUUGUGAGGAAACUUUCAAAAUUUUUUCUUCUUUAUCCUUAAUUGUGACUAAGAUGGAAAUGUAGAAAAUACUCAUGCUUCUAGUUUUAUGCCAUGUUACAGGGAGAGUGUCUCUUCCACACUUCAGUUCUCUUGUGGAAAAUUAAGCUUUUCAUUUGACAUUGUCAUUGAAUGGCACUAGCAUCCAUUAUUCCUGAAACCCUAAAAUUCUGCUUAUUGGGUGACAGGUUAAACUUUUAUUUUACCUUUAGAAAUUGAUUUGAAAAAUGUUCUUCUAAUAUUAGAUAAAGCAAUUCCCCUUAGGAAACACAUCCUCAGAAUAUUUCAUAUAAAUUUUCUCUACCUAACUCAGCACUCAAAUACACUUCCCCAUUACACACUGCCAGGGCAACAUUGCAGACAGUCACUAUAUGUCUAAAUCUUCACUUUUUAUGGAUGACCAGAAACCUAAUCUUAGUUUAAAGAAAAGCUAAAGUUGAAGGGAAAGAAUUAAUCAGUAUUGAUUAAUUGAUUUAUAAGGGUCAACUGUUCCUACCACAAGUAAUGUUAUAUGCUCAAGGCAAAGUAGAGAAUUGAGGCAAUUAGCUAGAUAAUUCAAGCAGAAAUCCAUUUUCAUCUAAAUUGCCCAUGUGCACAUAUUUUUACAUGAGAAAUGAAACUGCCUUACAAUUUUAUUUUUUUAAACUAAUGUAUUUGUUUGAAAAUAUUUGCCAUAUUGAAGAGUGUGCAUAGAAAAGGUCUAAAAGGAUCAGGCUCUUACCUGCCUUGACAUGAAUGCUCUUUCUUUCUCUGAAGAGAUUGAGCAGAAAAGAGGUGAGAAUACACAUACAGGCCCGUGUGGGCCCAAUAGUAGAAUGCCUUAGCCCUAAGGAUCUUAAAUAUUUAAUCAAAGGUCAAUAUGUUCAUUCCAAUUCUUUAUUUGGAGUUGAAUUUAAAACAAAGAAAGGCAAACUAUUAUCAGUUUGAUGGUUUAUCAUUUUAAAAGAAACUCCUAAAAUACAUUCACGCUCCCCAUAACCUAAACUAGCAUUGAGAGCAGAAAAUAUUUUUCUUCUUCAUUUUUGUUUAAAGAUUCUGUACCCAGGUAAAUGACAUUGCAAAAUGUUAUUCUGUAUUCUUUACUUCUAAAUUAUAUGGUAUUUGCUAUUUGAAAACUGCCGUUGACUAUGGACUAAUAUGUUUGUAUUAUUCUAUUUAAGAGAUUAUGUGAAGAAGCUACAUUAUAAUUAAAGCAGAUGUCCAAUCAUACUAUGAUUGGAUGCUGCUUUAGAUAUUUGAUUACAACAAACUUCCUAACUAGCAACAUUACUGCUAUUGUAUGGUUACCUCAGGAUUCCUGCAAAUUUAUAUUAUUUUACUUUUCUUGCCAAUUGAUUCAAGUAAAUAAUAGCCUGAGCAAGUUAAUAGCAAGUGUUACAGAAAUUGGUAGUAGGUUUAAAUUGUUGCUGAGACAUCGUGUGCCUGGUACGUCUCAUAAUUCUUCAUACAUAGAAUUUUGUCAAGAAAUAAUGAAUCAUAAAUGAUUAGUCUCCCAAGAAAAUGUGGCAAAUGUGGACCCAUCAUUUGUGUUCAGGCAGGAAUACUGCAGCUCACACAUGGAAUACUUUCAUUUAAGGAAAAGCAUUGAUCUUAGUGUCAAAAGGAAUCCUAAGAGCCAUUCUGAUCUAAACCCUAGGAUCUUGCCUUCAGCCAAAAAAGAAAUGAUCACCCCUAUGAGAUAUCGUAACUGAACCCAAAGUGACUUAGAAACUUGGGCAUAGUCAUGUAUUUAGUUAAUAGCCAAAGCUGGAACUUAAGCUUCUCUGCUUUCUCAUGCAACAUAUCUUGCUCUCUCCCUGAGGAGACAGGUUUAUAAAUGAUCUUUUCCAGGGAAUUCUAUGUAACCAACCAUUCUAUCAGCUGUUGUAUGGACUGGAAACACUGCUUUUAAUUCAAGAAUAGCUCAUUCUUUGACUAUACCCUACAAGCAAAACUGUCCAAGGGAAUCCAGACAAAGGACAAAAAGACUGGGCCCUUGGGGGGAAAUGGGAGAAGUAUCUACAUGACAUCCCAAGUCAGGAAGAAGACAUUAAGCAAAAUGUUUUAAAAGGGGACAAGUUAGCCCAAGAUUAAUCAAUAAUCUAAAUCAAUGUUUCUCAAAAUGUGGAAUUUGGGGAAAGGCCUUCACCAAGAUUUCCAGAUGAUUCUUAUGCACGGUGAAGUUUAAGAAUUUCCAAUCUACAUUAAUCCUAACUCCCAAGAAAACAUCAGCUGACAAGAUAUCUGAAUAAGUUGAAGGGUCACAAUUAAAAGAAAGACUUAAAGGUUUGCUAUUAAUAGAACCAUUAAAAGGAAAAAAUAGUGCCUAUUUUAUCUCUCAGAAAAGAACUCAGUUGCAGCUAAUAUCUAUGCCUGCUCAUGCCAGGCACUGUUCUAGACUUUUUCCAUGUAGUUUUUUGUUUGUUUGUUUGUUUUUGUCUAAUUCAACCCACAACAACUCAUUUUAAAAAUGAGGAACCUUGGUUGGGAGACUUGUGCAAGAAGUGAGGUAUAGUUCUCUGCUGGGCCCUCUGGUGUUCAGUUCUGUGUUCUUCACAGAGUGCUGCAAAAAAUAUCAGAACAAUCUUUUGAUUCUAGAAAGUGAUGUAAUUGAAAAUUUUCAUGUGUUUCUCCAAAACUGGUCAGACUGUGCAUUCUCUCACUCCUUUGGUAUAAUGAAGGAAUUUGAGGAAAUAAAUUACAUCAUUUUUGGUAAUGGCAGCUCACUCCAACAAUGGUAUACGUAAGUUUAAAGAUAUCUGUAAGAGCAUUAAAAGUAAGUGCACCAUUGUGGAAUAUCAUGACAACUAGAUUACAAAUAGUAAAAAGAUACCAGAUACCACAGUGUCACCAUUUUCUUCUCUAAAUGCCUAUGUAAUUUCCCUGGUUGGCGGGGGUGGUGGGGGUGGUGGCAGGUGCUGUGAUUUAAUUUAUUUUUUAUUCUUUUUAUUUUUCUCCUAGCAACCAAUAAGUGCUGUGAUCUAAAGUUCAAUAAGUGCUGUGAUCUAAAACCAAAGUUUUACAUUAUUCUUAAAAACUCAGAAUAACUAAAUGACUUUUUCAUUUAAAUAAAUAUAUAGCAUAUAGCAAGCUUCCCCACUGUAAAGGUGUUACCAAAAUAAGAUAAAUGAUGAUUUGUUGCCAUCAUACUAAUAAUGAACCAGCAUCUUUGUCUCAAAUGGAAAACUAUAAUUAUUUGCACAAUAAAUUGAUAGACUUAGCCAAAAAUGUUCUCAUGAGACAUUCUGUUAUGUAUAAUUAAUUACUAAAAAAAUUAAGCUUUCUCUGAGGAUAACACAUUGUCAUCUCAUUGGUAAUAUAGACUAGUUAAAUAAAUGUGCCUUAGCUGCACAUUUGAUUAACAGAAAGGAAUUAUUUUAAACUAUGUUGAGUGGAAGAGAAGUGGGCCCACAUAUUCCAGUAAACACAUAAGCAAUAUAAUAGUUUUAUUUCAGGACCAUGGAUGCAAUGCAGGAGAUAAACAAACAAAUAAUGUGGUAUUUGAGAAAAGAAAUAUUCUGCCCAGCCACAUUAGUGAAUUUGUAUUUUUUUUAUGAGUUUAUAUUGCCUCAUUAGAAGAACCUGCUAUUCUGAAAGAUCUUAAAAAACCUCAGAGUCCUAAGCACCCCAUUAAGUAAAAAUACUUUCCAGUUAACUGGGUUUGUUUUAUUUAAUUAAGAAUUUUAAUGUUUUAUAUAAUUCAGAAUUUUAAGUGACAUGAACUUGAAGAAGAGUAGCAAAUAAAAAUUUUUAAAUGUAGCCUUUCUGGUCGUCACCAUGUCUACUCAAUUUUCUGUUUUUUCUUUCUAGAUAUACUCUGACAUUAGAAAUUUUCCCCUGAGAAGUAAUUUUAAGAUCUAUCUUUCUCAAUACAAAUAUAUCUGUUAAUCAGCCAGAGGUUUAGCUCCAUAAUGCCUUUCCAUUACCUUUCAAAGAUGUACACUAAAGUGCCUUUAGCAUACGUAAGACUGUCAAGAAUCUUGAUGUCUUCCUUAUUGCAAGAUGACAUAUUUCUUAAAGACAUUUAUAAUCUCAUAUUCAGAUUGGAUCUGAAUUUACACAGCAAAGGGUUAAAUUGAGGCAGUUUCAGGUAGCAUUAAAAAAAAGCUGCUUCAAAUUUUAAUGUUUCUGGUUACAUUAUUUUGUGUUUGAAUUAUAUAAUUGUAUCGUUUUCUGUAACCAAAAUGGUAAUUUUGAUAUUUUCAGCCAAAAUCCAAUCAUCAAGGCCAAAGAAAUGCAUGGCUACUCUAAUUUCUUAUGCAAGAUUCCAGUCAAGAAUGAACUCAUAAGCAGCUGAUUCAGUGCCUACAUCUACACAAAGCUUUAAUGAGUGUGGACAGAGCCUAACAGUAUUUCAUCUAAUUUAUUUGAUGUUUUAAGCCAAUAAGCACUAAGGUAGCUUUUCUCAGAGGGAAACAGAUUUUAUUUUCCAGGAGCUAAUUAAUAUGCACCACCUCAGUCCCCAAAGGACCACACAGGUGCCUGUACUAUGCCAUAUGUCAUGUGCUAUAUUCCUGCAAGCUCAAGAGAUUAAUAUACAAUUAUUAUGAAUUAUUAUGUUGCAAUGAAGUUAAUGUCGGUCUUUUGUUCUAAUUAAAGUACAAACUUGGCAUCUGAAUAGAAGCUUAGCUAGAGAAGUGAAGUUAGAGUCCCUAUUUUAAUGGACUACAUAUAUAUUUCAAUCAAAAUGUGUAAUUAUUUAAUUAUCUAGCCUGCUCAGUAAUUAUGACUCUCCAACUUCUUGAAAGAAACUUUAUUCAAUAUGUUACCAUGCAGAUGGUCACUAUUUGGUGUGUGUUUUAUCUUUUUAAUUUUUAGAUGCUUUUGGUGUAUGCAGUAGUAUUUUAAUAAUAUUAAUAAUUUUUUGUUUACUUUUAUAUCAAGCUGCUUCAAAUAGACUACCUUAUUUUGAAAGUUAGAAUAAAAUGCCAUUACUCUAUAAAGACAAUUUAACAUAUCUGUUUAAUGAGAAACAAACACAGAUAAAAAAUAUUUUAUUACACCAUGCAAGUUGUCUGCAGGAAGCAAAAUGCCCAGAUGGCUAAGUAUAGCUCACAUAAUUAUAUCCUGAAGAUGUUAUAAAUAAUUCUAUUUAGAAGCUGAGAUAGGACUCUAUUAGGUGAUUUAGUGUUUAUAAUUCAAACAGAAAGGUUUAGUGGUAAAUACAUCCCAUACAUCCUAACUUGCUGCUUGGAGAAUAUAAAUAGAAAAGUAUUCAUAAAAGAAAAAAAAAAACCUUUCAAGAACACUUUGAAGGGCUAAUUUGUUUUUAUAGACAUCUAGGUAAUCAGCAUGUCAUUUUGAUAAUAGUUUUAUAUGUGUUUUGAAUGUUAAUAUACACCAUGCAUUUAAUAUUUUAAUCACGUCUACAAUGUAGUAACAUUUAGGUUUUAAGAUUUUAUAAGUAAAAUUUCUCAGUGGUAUAAUAUUAAAAAAUAUCCCAAAAUGAAGAAUGGAAAUGAGCAGGGGAAGAUUUAUAAAUUGAUUUGGGAUAAAAUUUGAAGGAUAAUUUCUCUAAAUAAAUUUGUUUUGAUUAAAAACAAACAUAUCUCAAGAAGUGUCCCAAUUACUAAAUUGCACUGAUCUGUUUGUGUUUUGUUCAAAAUAAUUGCAUUAUUAUCUGUGAUUCAAAAAUCUUUCCAUUGUACAGAGAUUUUCAUUGUCAUCGUCUUUGUUGUAAUUGAUUUUUAAUAGUAUUGAUUUAGAGACAUUUUCCUGUAUCUUUCUAAUUACUAUGACUGGCUGAAUGUCUCAUUUCUAUAAUGUGUGGUUGCCUAUCAGAAUUUUAGUGCUUUCUAUAUUUAGCUCGUGUGACCUAAAUUUAUUUUAUAACUUUUUAUAUGUUACUUACAUGACUUAAAAUGCAGCUUACUUAUGCAAGUAUGUUGUGAUCUUGAAUAACAAAAAUGGAUUGGGAUACUACAUCCAUUAAUAAUAUAAGUGAAUAUUUUAUAUUUCAGUUCCUUAAAUAUUUGCACAUAAUUGAAAACAUGAGUACUAUGAAAUGAAGGCAUCUUUUAAAACACAUGUUCUGAUCAUAAAUGCAAUGAGUAUGUACAGUGAAAUGGUGAUGUUUAAAAUACUCAUUUUAAAAAUAUUAAAUACAAGUAAAAA